Molecule: messenger RNA, 4751 nt
Organism: Oncorhynchus keta (chum salmon)
Lineage: Eukaryota; Metazoa; Chordata; Actinopteri; Salmoniformes; Salmonidae
Product: LON peptidase N-terminal domain and RING finger protein 3-like
Exons: 10
Coding region: 903-2414 (503 amino acids)
Biological process (GO): protein ubiquitination
Molecular function (GO): ubiquitin-protein transferase activity; protein binding
Source: RefSeq, a predicted model, not a curated record
AUUUUAACUUUUCAUUUAAAAUAAUUCGAAAUGCAAUUUAACACUUGAAAUGGAUGGCCUAUAUCUUAUGCAAUGUUGCAACAGCAUUUAGGCUACUGUUUCCAGUGCGUACAUGAGCUGGCCUAAUUGACAGCUGAAUCAGCAGGUGUGUGAUGUAACUUCCGCGUGGCGUAAGCUGCUCUACAUUGUAACAAUUCAGUGGGGAAAUUAUUAUAACAGUGUAUCAUGUUUAUUACUAGGCUAUAAUUAUCCCCUUAAUUCAGAGAGAUUCAUGCAUAUGACAUACAUGGGCAGAUGUAUGGAGGGUGAUUAGGGCCAGUUCGAAAUUGCUAAAUAGGAAUGUGAAAUGAUACAUCCAUUUUCAUUUUUCAUCAGUGCGCAAGAUUCAUGCCACAAUUAAAUUGCAGUUUUAAAUGAAAAUAGAAAAUGGUUAAAGGAGAAUUGUAAAUGGUAAACAGAUUCUAAAUAAACAUGGUAAAUGGAAAAAGCCAAAUGGUAAACAGAAAUUCGUAAAUGCAAUCUUCAUAGUGAAAUUGAAAUAGAUAUUUUCAUUUGUCAACUACCCAAUUAAGAAUUCUAUUUUCAAUUAACAAUGUCAAUGUGUAUGCAAAUUACUUCUUGGAGGCAUGCACCAGGAGAGCAACACCACACCCCCAUGUAGUAGUUCACCCGAGCCAUGCCAUGCUGUACAUUAAUUUGAGACUAGUGGAACCAACUAACAGGGUGCGAACCCAGGUCUUCUGCGCACCAAAAAAGCAUAGGCCCACUAAGCUGAAGCCUAGGCAUUGAUACUGGAUGCAACUCUUCAUGUCUCAGCUCCAAGGGACCAUGUGCUGUACAGCAACCGAUCACAGAUCAAUUCCAGUCUGAGGAAUUACGAGGAUGCACUUCAUGAUGCAGAGAUGGCAUGCAAACUCAUGCCUCUUUGGUCAAAGGGACAUAUUAGAAAAGCACACGCUUUAGUCUGUCUUGGGAAAUGUGAAGAAGCGUUAAGAGAGUACCUGGUCGUCAUUACAUUAGAUCCUGAAAGUAAACUGGCAAAAAGAAAGGCGCAAAAGAUUCUGAGUGAUCUUCUGGCCCCUGUCACUGAUAAAGUACACAACAGAAUCCUGGAUUGCACAAGUCUACUGUCUUCCAGAAAUAAAAUCAAAGGUGGCAUCCUGAACACCUCAACCUCAAGCUGCAACACCACCACUUCCUCCAAGUCUUACAAUGAGUACAAGAAUAUUGCCUCUCAUGAGAAGUUGACAUCAUCACCUUCGCUGAGUGAACCUAAGACAGGCGGCUUAUUUGAGAUGAUGGCAUGCGGCGAAAAGAAAGGAGAAGAUCAGGUGGACCUGAAUGUCUGCCAUCCCACCGUCAUUGACAGGAGCGUCUUCCUCAAACGCAAACGUAGCUCAUCCGAGGAUAGCCAAGUGGACAGUAGCGACACCUGCAAGCGCUCCAAAUCUGAAGUGACCCAGAAUGAAGAGGUGACUUCCUGGAGUGCAGUGCUUUCUGACCUCAUAGACCCGGCUGACCUGGAGUGUUCUCUUUGUAUGAGGCUCUUUUAUGAACCAGUCACCACUCCUUGCGGCCACACCUUUUGUCUGAAAUGCCUCGAGCGAUGCCUGGACCACAACCCCAAGUGUCCCCUCUGCAAGAUGGAGCUGGAAGAGUAUCUGGCAGAAAGUAAAUACAACAAGACUGUCUUGAUGGAGAACCUCAUCUGCAAGUAUCUGCCAAAUGAGCUCAUGGACAGACAGAAAGUCAACGCAGAGGAGAUUGCAGAUUUAUCCAACCUAAACAAGAACGUGCCUAUAUUUGUUUGCACCAUGGCCUUCCCCACCGUUCCAUGUCCUCUUCACAUCUUUGAGCCCUGCUACCGGCUGAUGAUCCGCAGGUGUAUGGAGAUGGGUACCAAGCAGUUUGGAAUGUGCCUCAGCGAUAACCUCAAAGGAUUUGCCGAUUACGGUAGCCUCCUGGAGAUCCGAAACGUGGAAUUCUUUGCAGAUGGCCGCUCCGUUGUGGACACCAUUGGGAUAAGAAGGUUCAAGGUCAUUAAGCACCACCAGAGAGAUGGAUACAACACAGCAGACAUUGAAUACCUGGAAGACGUUAAGGUGGAGGUUGUGGCAGAGAAGGAGCUGCAGAGUCUCCAUGAUGCAGUAUACGACCAGGCCUUAAUCUGGGUCAACUCCCUGAAAGAAGAACAAAAGGAGAGGAUCGUGGAGCACUUUGGGCGCAUGCCAGAGAAAGACUCUGAGCCACAGGCCAGUGCCAAUGGGCCAUCCUGGUGCUGGUGGCUGCUGGCAGUCCUUCCCCUGGAGGGUCGAGCCCAGCUGCCCUUCCUGGCCCUGACGUCCCUGAAGGACCGACUCAGUGGUAUCCGCAGAGUACUCCUAUUCAUGUCCCGCAACCGCUCCUCUCGAUGACUCCAACCAUCUAUCUCCUCCAUGUGGGUGUCUGUUUUGUCUGUUUUUUGUUUUUAUCUGAAAGACCGCAUUUUAACAAAAGCCUUUGUGUUAAUGGGUUACUAUUGGCAAGUGGACUUUAAUUAGAUUACCGAAAUGUGAUACAAGGAUUAGAAGAGGCUACUUAUGGACUGAAUAUUUUAAAGUGUGCUGCAAAGGCGAUAGUGUUUUGACUUUGUUUGUGUUAUUAUUUAUGAACAUGGAACAUGUUUACACCACUGGGAGAAAAUUACUAUUACAAUGAUGACUUAUUAUUUCCAAAGGGUUUAUUAACCACAAAUGACAUAUUAUAAAACCCAAAACCCCUUAGAAUGUGUAGAAAAUUAGAGGGGAAAAUUGCAAUACAGCACAGUACCUUGUUCUGAUGACGCUUUUAACUGUAUCAUUCAGAGGAUAGUGAAAUUCUCUUCCUGUUUCGGUGUAGAUGAGUGCAAUACACCUGCAGUUAAAAUGAGCCAUCUCCUACUUACGAUGGAAUGUUUCUUGGUAUUUAUAGGAUCUACUUAGCACUGUAGUUGCAGCAACAGCGUAACUGAUAGUCCCUGUUUUCCAUGCAUGGUGAGCAAAGAGGGGUUGUGAGCUUUGCCUUCAACAAAGGAAGACAUUUUUAGUUUUGUUGGAUGUUACAUAUUUCUUUGUCCGCCAGACUUUUUUCAGAGUUUUCUACAGUUCUUUUUAUGUUAACGCUGAUAAACUUUUUAUACAGACGAUAUUGAACCAGGAUGGUUAUGCUGUGAAAUCUUGGGGAAAUGUGUUAAUUAACAAACAUGUUUUUUUAUUGUAAGGGGCAAUUUUAAGUUAUUGCAUUUAUAUAGGGCUUUCUUGGCUCGGCUAUUAUUUGCACCAGCUAUGCUCAUAAAGUUAGGGGUGACACAAGUGACAGACAAACAAAGUGACUGCAAUAACGGUCACCACUUGUGCUGCGUGAUUAUACAAAAAAAAGACAACGACGUGAAUGUGAAAAUGCAAAUAAUUGUAGACAAGGGAAAUAUAAACUUUUAGAGUGUAGAGAGUGCCGGAUUUAUCAGCCCUGCUGUUUUUACCACUUUCCAAAAUUCUAAAGUUUGAUUUGAUAAGUUUUACGUUUGGUUGUCAUGUCCCAAGCCGAAGACACUCUGAAAUGAUUUUCCUAACCAUUCGAAAAACUCACGAAGGAGUUGGAAGACUGCUUCCUGUCAUUUGAACCUCAUCGUCUUGUCUUUCAAGCUAUCGUCCGGUGGAACCAUAAACUGUAGCAUCAAACACUGUGAUUUCUAAUCUUUUUCAACAUUUAGUGCCUUAAGUUGUAUUUCUUCCAUGAUGCCAGUACCAAGAAGAAUAAUUUAGACAAAGAUAGCAUUCCAGUGAGGAAGACUUGGCUGAAAAGUCCAAACUAUUGAGCUGAAUAUGUGGUCUUCUCUUUCGAGGACACAAACAGUAAAUUUAAAAAAUCCAGUCUUGGUUCAUUGUGUGACGAGUCUUAAGGUUGUGGUUACAAAUAUUGGUAAAACUCAAAUCCUGGUUCAUUGUAUGACGAGUCCUGCAAUUGUGGUUACAAAUAUUGGUACAACUCAAAUCCUGGUUCAUUGUAUGACGAGUCCUGCAAUUGUGGUUACAAAUAUUGGUACCAUAGUUCUUAUAUCUUAUCACAACUAAAUGAAAGUCUUCUCAAUGCAAGGACACAAUGUGAAUAUUUUCUAUUGACUUUUGUAUAAAACAACAACAUUGAGACUUGGUUAAGGUUGAAUAAAUGUUUUUUGAAUAAAAGUUGAUUGAUUGGCAUGUCAAUUCAAGUAGCUUAUAUUUCCUCACCAAAAUCUCAUACUUUUACAUGUAUAUUAAUUUGAUCUGGCCGUUGCAUGUUAGCCAAAUUGUCAUUCAUCUAUGUAUUUUACCCAUUUACAUCAGAAAAUGCCAAAACAAUAGAAAUUCAAAGGUAGUACCUUUCUGACCUUUUUGAAUUCCACAUUGAACGUUGCACUAGUGAUCUAAGUCAAUCUACCUCUGACACUCCUGUAGCUCUUUCACCACAGAACAUGCUUAUUGAUUCAUAUUGACAUGUAAUUUGUUUCUAUGGAGAUGACAUGACCAUGGAGUCUUACUUUGGUGGUUGUGUAACACUUGUAUAAUGGCCUCUAACUGUAUGUGUUUACAAAAAUGAAUGUAUGUUGGCAUCUUAUCCAAUGUUAUAUUUUUUUGUUUUUAUAGAAAUGUAGUCAUUGCAAUGUUAUACAAUGUACAAAAAACACAAUUCUGAAUAAAAAAGGUUAUGCUCUUAAUUUGUGGAAUAAGGGCUAAACCGAUGGUCUUUAAUCUGAA